AUGGCUGUCAAUCCUCGAUACCAGAAGUGGCUGGAAGACAAGCGAACAAUUGCCCUGAAGGACCUGAACGAGGUUGACCGAUGCUUCGGAUGGGCGAAGUACGUUCACAAGGGCGACGGCGCGCAGAAGGCAGAUGAUGGUGCGAAGGAUGAGGCAAAGCCAGAGCAGGGCAGGUCGGUGGAGUGGCGACCGGCCAUCCUAAGAAAGACUGCCACCACGGAUUCUUUCGCAAUCGAAUGGGUCCAUGGCACGCCUGGCAAUUCCGAAGGGAAGCUCGAACUGCCGAAAGCAGCUGUCCUUCUGGCUCCGCGGGCGCCGAAGAUUGACGACAACACAGACCGCAGGCACCUAGAGGUGUUGAAGCAGGCAAGACGUCUCAGAGCCUCCGGCAAGUCGGACUGGGAGAUUGAAGCAUACCUCAACAAGCUACUGGAGAAACAGUGGGAGGAGCGUGAAGAGCAGAGGCGGCGUGAGGAGUCCUCCAUGGAGGCGGAGCCCAAGCCCCCGAAGCUCACCAUUGACCAGAUUCGAGCAUACAUGCAGCGGGAGGAGGGUCAGGCCGUUGGAAAGGCCUACUGA
This is a messenger RNA of Symbiodinium pilosum, 579 nucleotides long. Lineage: Eukaryota; Dinophyceae; Suessiales; Symbiodiniaceae. The record is from the annotation of a GenBank genome assembly.